GGGGAAGGGCAGCCUGGCUGGGACAUUGGUCGCUGCGGGACGUGGAGCCGGGACCCUCCACCUCUCCCUGAGGACUGGAAGGGAGGCAGCGGCUCAUCCGGACUGUUCCUGGGAUCACCUCGGUGGCUCCGAAGUGGGUCCCCGGUGGCUCAAUCUAUCUGAUUCAAGCAGCCUUGUAGGACCAAUGCACCUGAUUAGCUCAUGGAAGAAAAAGAUUAUAUCAGGACAUCUUUGGUUUCCAGGUUACCGAAGUAUGAAACAAAGGCUUUAGGCAAUGUCCUACAGCCAUUGUCAAAUGGGACCACUGUUAAUUUAUCAGGGACUGCUCAAAGCAACAAUGGCAAAAGUGGCACCAAGCACAAUGGCACUGUUUAUACGUCUUCCUCUUUUAACUGGAGAAAAUCAAAUAAAUAUCAACUUUGUAAUCAGCGCGGUGGUGAAUCUAACUUUGCUGAUAAUUCCAAUGAAAAAAUAAGUGAUUCUGAAAAGUAUUCUCAGUCUCGAGAAGCAUUUGGUAAAGAUGUGCACAGGGUGGGUUUGAAUGACACUGCUUUACUAGCAUCAAAAACAUCCAAGCAAACCAAUACGUUUGUAUCAUCUACAAAAGAAUUAAACCCGAAGUCUUUGCCUGUACUGUCUAGUUCAGCAAAAUUCUCCAAAGGUACAUUAUUAGGCAGAACUUCGUAUUCUGGACUCAAUGCUCCAAAAUCUCGUUUAGAUGGAUUUUAUGGAAAUAGGCCUACUGUAGGCUUGCAGAGACCUAGAGUUAAUUCUAGUGCCACCAGAAACAGUUCAGGAGAGGGUCUGGCACAAUCAACAGACAAUGAAACUUAUUCCUGUGAAAAAAUGAUUAGAUCGCAAAGUUUUUCACAUUCCAUUCCGAAUUCUUUCCUUCCUCCUGCAUCCCUAACCAGGUCACAUUCCUUUAACAGAGCUGUGGACCUCACAAGGCCUUAUCAGAAUCAACAUCUAGCCAUCAGAUCAUCUCAGAGGUCAACUUUAUUAUCAAGAAAUACACGGCAGUUGAAUAUACCCAGUGGAAAUGAACCUUUAAAAUAUGGGUUUACUAGGGCAUAUAAUGCCAUAUCAACCUGUGGUUCAAAAAAACCACUGUUAUUAAAUGAAUCUGGAGCUGCAGCUGCUUUGGAAUACCAAAUGACUCAUCCUUCUUUCCUGAAGCGUAAUGGACAACAAUUUACUGGAAAGAUCACUGUGGGUGAUAGCAAGAGUACAACUACUGACUCUGGUUUCAUGGAUAAUAAUUCUGAGAUAUCAACAAAUAGUAAUGAAAUGGGUGAAAAAAAAGAUGUAAUGAAAAAUGACAGUCACAGAAAAGAAGGAAGUGAAAUCCUGCAUGACAGUUUGGGAAAACAUAAUUCAAAAGUUUUAUGUACGAGUGACGAUGUGGAUGAAAUAUCUAUAUCUUCCAUGUCCUCUUGUGAGAAAAAUGACCUAAGUGAAGACUUUAGUGAUGAUUUUAUAGAUUUAGAAGAUCCAAAUAGAAUAAUAGAAGCACAUCUGGAAGAAGUCCUUAUUCAAGAAUUAGAGCGUGGAGCAACACCAAUAGAGUCAUUCAGUUCUCUCAAGGAAAGUGAAAGUUCUCACUGUAAUGCUGAUGAUUGGCUAGAUAUGUCUGCAGUAAAUAAUAAAAAUCAAAGCCCAAAGCAUACUUUUGGGACCAACUUAAUGUCUCCAGAUACGAAUUGCAGAGCUGGCUCCUCUUUUGAGCUUUCUCCAUCUGAUAGUUCUGAUGGAACCUAUAUGUGGGAUGAAGAAGGCUUGGAGCCUAUUGGGAGUGUCCAUCCAUGUGGAAGUUAUGAGUCUUCAGAAAUGAACAGUAUAGAUAUCUUAAAUAACCUUGAUUCAUGUGAUCUUGAAGAUGAUGAUCUCAUGCUUGAUGUGGACCUGCCUGAGGACACACCUUGUGAAAAUGUGGAAUGUAAAAAUAUGAACCGUUAUGAUAGACAAGACAGAAAUGCCCGUAAACAGUCAGAGGGAUUCUGGAAGAGGACGCAACAACGUUGGAGUGCACAAGAUCAUUAUAAUCUUGGCCAUACUGACCACUAUCUCCAUGGUAAAAAUGAUAUUAGCAGAGGAUCCAAGUACGCAGAGUCUCCAGUUGGUCACUUUGAAAAUUAUGGAACACCAAACUUUUACCAGGCUCCUAGACAAUUUGUGGGUUUACCAGAAAAUACCGUGAUGCUUGAUGAAAUGACACUUCGGCACAUGGUCCAAGACUGCACAGCUGUAAAAACUCAGUUACUGAAACUGAAAAGAUUACUGCAACAGAAUGAUGAGUGUGUGUCACUACAGGACAUCCCAUUUUCAGUUUUGUCAAGCCCAGAACCACAGGAUGCUGAUCCUCCAUGCAAGACUGAAGAUUUGCUCAAUGAAAUUAAGCAACUUAAAGAUGAAGUGAAGAAACAAGAUGAAACAAUCAAGCGAUUAGAGCAUCAACUUACUACUAGAUGCAACUGCCACGAAGAUGGCCAAAAACCUAAAGCGGCAACGUGCACAUUGGCUGACAAAUUCACACAAACCUCCUGGAGAAAAAGUUCUCCUCAAGUACUACAGCCUUCCAACAGCCUUCCCAAUACCACAGACCUCGCCCAGGGAAAAUUAAUUAAAAUGUCACAUAUCAAGGCCCCCAGUGAAUACCAUAAACAUGGCCUGCAUGAAAAUGGUGAUCAUCAGAAUAAAAAUGCUGCUGAUGGGUCUCAUGCAAAUAGCCUGAAUGAACAGAACCUUCUAUUGAGUAUACGGUUAGGUAUAAAAGAUCUGAAUGAGAACGCAUUUUUGACAGAAAAUUUGAAACUUAAAAAGAGUGCUAAAGAACCUGGAGAGAUGGCUAGUAAUGAAGAUAAUACACUACAGUCUCAUGAUUCGUCUUUUCAGACACCUUCCCACGUGAAUACAAGAAAGAUGCAGACUAAGUUAGCUGUGAGAAGUAAACAGUCAUCUGUGAACCAUGCCUCUCGGCCAAAGACUAUAAGAAUUGCAAAGCCCCCAAGCGCAAAUGCUUUAGUGUUUCCUACAAUGGCCAUUCUUGAACCAUCUCCAGCUUCCAAGGAGCCUGAAAUACCACCACCAAGUAGUCCAAUACAUCUACAGCCAACAUCCAGUCAGGCUAACCUAAAGGGUAAACAGAGCCAGAAGAUGUCUAAACUUUGCCCAGCAACUGUUUUCUUGCUUAAAUCUAAGCAAAUAACUAUCCCUAAAUCUUCAUUUAUAUCUCAGGAGCCUCAAAACACCUCUUCCAAGACUAGCAUCCCAAGGCCACUAACACAAAGAAAGGAAAAUAUGCAAAAUCAAAACAUCAGUUUGCAUUCUGGGGAUAGCUUGGCCUCUAAUCGACAUUCCCGCCUCCCUAAACCAAAGACGCAUUAAUAACAUGAACAUCUCAUUGAAAAGAGUCAUACAUCAAUUUGUUUCCCAUACAUUGACUGCCUUGGUUAAGGCUUCUUUACAAAGAGCCUCUAAAUCCUGAAUUAAUAUUAAAAUUAGCAUCUUUCUAUAAUAUUUGCCCAGUAGAUUUUGACCUAUUCUGAAGUUUAAACUAUCAAAUAUGCAGAUUCUUGUAAAAGGUCAAAAUUGUCCAACUAUGUUCAAAGUUUGUUAUCAGUUGUUCUCAAGAGAACUGCCCAUCAGUUCUCUUAAUUUAGUAAAUGAUGAAGCCUGCAAUGACCAUUACACACUUUACCGAGAUGCUAUUCUGUGUAUUUGUGGAGGAGAGAAUGCUUGCAGAAAUCGUUUCUGGUCCUUUUUGGAUUAUCAAAUAAUGGAGUUACUAGUAAAUCUCUAGGUUCUUAUUACCAAUUAGGUUAAAGCAGUGGAAUAUACACUAAAUCUAUAAGGCUUUCUUUCUGGCCAUAAUUGUGACUGUAUUCCAGAGGCCUAUGCAAAAUCUUCAUAUUUAUCAGAAUAAUCGCAAGUGAUGUACAUCAUACAUUUAAUGUUUGUGGGUUUUUUCCUCUGUUAUAAUCAGAGAGUUACUAUAUUUGUUUUCUAGCUCAUUUUCACUGUUCACAGAUGGCAAGCAAGCAAGCAAAUUGCACAGGGUGAAAUGCAUCUUAUUAUAUAAAAAUACCAUCCAUUCAUGCAUUGCAGUGAAACUUUGGUAUGCUUGAUGUAUGGUUUAGGUAUUAUUGAGAAAAUUUUUGAAACACAAUGCUAAGGAUACUUGUGCACAAACCUGCCUGUGCAAGUGUUUGUGAACUGGUAAGUGAUAAACCUCUGGGAAUAAGGGGUACAUGAUACCUAUGUUGAGGGUUCCACAAUGUGUUUUAAUUACAAACUUUUAACUUUAUUGUACUACUUGUAUUUAUUGAUUUCUGUUUAAUAUUGGAAAGACUCUGAAGUACCUGACUUCAGAUGUUUGCAGAAAACUUUGCCAUAUGUGUAGGGAUUUGAAACUAUUUUACGUAAUAAAAUUUGUUUCUGAAAACUAUUUUUAAAAACCCACAUAUUUGCUUUGAACAAUCCUAUGAUGUCCUAAUCAGAGCUGGUACUUUAAGGAGUUUUUCAGAGAUGUGUAUUUUUAUUUUAUUUUUUUUGGGGUGGGUAACUAAUUUCUAAACAAGCUUCUGGUAACUGGGAAGGAGCUGAAUGGGGAAACAAGAUAAGGAAAAACCUUUCUGCUCUGUAAAUAGGUGUUCUUUUUUAAGGUAGUCUUGAAAUAUUUGACUCUGAAGAGGAUGCCAUGGGACUGUGAAAUUUGUAAAUGUACACUAUGGGUUUAGGAUGUGCAUAUCCAGUAAAGUGUUCCAAAAAUGUAUCCAUAUGUCCCCAAAACCAUAGCAUCUUGCCCCUCAACCCCUCCCUCCCUUGACCUGAAUCUGCCUCAAAAUCAGCAGAAUUAUUAUUUUCAAAAACAUUAAUGAAAAAAAGAAACAAACCCCAAGAACAGUAUUUUGGACUUUGCAAAAUGAGGAUGUAUUAAAGUGAGCUUUUCUAAGAAAUAAACUGAGUAUGUAUGCAUGCAUGCAUCCACAGAAAUCUUCACUUCUAAGCUUUUAUAGCUUCAGUCCACGAAUAGCUUCCCUGGCACAUGCAUGUCAAAUGACUUGAGGCUAGAUGCAAAAAAAAGGAUCCAGAUGCAAAAACACCCCUUGAAAUCAAUGAAAGUUCAGGUGUCUCAGUCCCUUUUAGGAGUUAUCCUUUAAACUUUUCACUAGAUAGUGCACAUCCAUGUAAUCUUAAAUCGCUCAGUGUUCUUUCAGCAAAUACUGAUAAGCAGAUCUUUUCAAUUCAGAUCUGACUACAUUUCUGAAACAAAUUAGAACCAUGAUUUUAGUCCUUAUUUUAAGGAGAGAAAAACAAAGCACUUUGGAUUGUUAAUAAAGGUGUCUUAUGAAUCGUUCAAAAUAGGAUGCAAUGAAGAGACUACUGCUAGAAAUACCAUUAGAAAGAAGAGGUAUGGAGGGUUUUUUGUUGUUUUUUUUUCUCACUCCUUUCCCUUCUUGAGUACAUAGCUGCUCUCUAAAACUAGAGUAGGUCUUUACUUUUGUAGGGGAAAAAAUUGACUUUCUGCACAUCCAUAAAACUGGCUCCUGACAUCUGGGUAUUCCCCCAGAGUUUGAAAAAUGUUGAUAUUUCCAUCGUACUCUUGGUUCACUUUCAGGUCUGUAUAGAUUUUUAAAGCUGAAAGCUGACUGUCCUUUAAAGGAAAGGUUAUUUUGUUUUUUAAAUAUGUAUGUUUUUGUCUAAAGAGAGGCUAUUUUCACUUUAAAAAUGUUGAUGAGAGGUUAUUCAAGUGGAAUCUUGUUUUCCAUUCCCAUUUCCUCUCAAUUUUCAACAGGUCUGAUCUAAGAUGUUAGAGUUUAAAUUUGCACCUUUUCUGACUACAAAGGAACAAAGCAAAAAGCUCAUCAAGGUUUUCAUAAAAUACAAGUUGAUUCUUAAAAAUAAAUUCUAUAUUAUAUAAUGUGCAGAACAGUAAAUAACAGAAUCACAGAAAACUUUGCCACAUUAUAUAUUAUGAAUAGAACACCUCCCCACUUUUACCUGAAAAGGGAAGUAAUUAAGAAAUAGAGCUGAUGACUGUAGAGAUCUUAUGUGGAAUGUGCUAGCUGAAAUUAAUUGUUUUUGUGUUCAGUUUGUAAUGGUUCAUCUAUCUAAACACAAUUACAUAUUUUGGCUUUUAGGGCUUUAGCAAGGAAGGUUUAUUGUAUGUAUAGUAAGUCCAGAGUAUGAGGUAAACUUAAUCGGUUAACGAGCAACUGGGAGAGAGAUGAGGUAAAAUUGAAGUCAGAUUUCAGUGAGACACUGGGUGGAAAAUGAGGUUGCUGUAUAAAACACUUAAAGCAGAGAUAGGCAU
Messenger RNA from Gavialis gangeticus (Gharial), 6316 nucleotides. RefSeq names its product coiled-coil serine rich protein 2 (gene CCSER2). Gene Ontology annotation, molecular function: microtubule binding. The transcript has 11 exons. The coding region runs from base 202 to 3387 and encodes 1061 amino acids. NCBI's taxonomy places the organism in Eukaryota, Metazoa, Chordata, Crocodylia, Gavialidae. Gene Ontology annotation, biological process: microtubule bundle formation. The record is from RefSeq and is a predicted model, not a curated record. Gene Ontology annotation, cellular component: microtubule cytoskeleton.